AUGUCCUGCCUUCAAAAAAAUAGCAAAGGUAAUUAUAUCAUUGAGUCAACCUCAAAUAAUGAAUUGAACUUAAAAUUGCAUCAUGAAGAUAUUAUUGAUUCAUUAAAUGAUGCAGCGCAUUUGAAGAGCAAAAAUCAAAGAUUAUCUUUACAAAAGAAAUUAGAAUAUGCUAUUGCCGACUAUGCAGAAAAAAAUAAUUUGGAAUUUGUCGAUGAUUGCAAAAGUUUCCCACUUGAAGAUGAUGACUUAAGAAUCAUACUAAAUUAUGUUUAUUUGGUUGGCCCAUUUAGAGGCUAUGAGCAAAGAUCAGUAGAAACCCGUGGCUUGCGCAUAGUCGACUUACCAUCAUUGCUUUCUUUAAAAUGGUUAUGCGUCUACUAUAGUUCUAUUGUAGAAAUGUGUUUAAAAAACACGGUUGUUAAAUUUUCUAUUAUGAAGAUUAAAAACAAAUGGGAUACUUUAAGAAGAUGUCAUAAAAGAAGACUUUUAAAAUUUAUGAAAAUACAUGAAAAAAAUGAUCCAUUAGAUGAAGAUGUUUUUAAUGUUACCGUUUGGACUGAUGUCAAUGAUGCCUUUAGAAGAGUAAUGAAAUUAAAAGACCAGUGUGACGAAGUGGAUUUUAUAAAGGAAGAGGAAAUGGAUGAACAUGGUGAAGAGGAACAGAUUUCAGCAAGUGAUUCUUUUAUUGGACAUGAAAAAUGUGUUGGAAACAAUAAUAGUGAUAAGAAUAACCAUGAAAACGAUGCACGUUUUAAUACUAUUGAAUUUACUUUACCCGAUGAUUCUGAAGAGGAAGAGGAAGAAGGAGAAGAAGGAGAAGAAGAAGAAGAAGAAAAGGAAGAAAAAAAUAGUGGAAAAACCAAGGAAUCACAACUUUCAGAAAGAAAAAAUAUCAAUAAAGAACAGCAACAAGAUGAAAAUACUGCUCUCAAACUAGAAAGUUUCAAUGCAGAACCUAGUAAUAUAGACCAACAGAAUGCCGUUAUAAAGAUUACAAAAAAGAAUGCUCUUAUUCCGGCGGAUGAACUAUCUGAAUCAGUCUUAAUGAAUAAAGAUACGAGACCUGGUAUUAAUAAUAAUAAUAAUAAUAUCACUAAAAGAUCAACGCGUAAAUUAGUUCCAAUAAGUACGAAACUUGAAGAUAAAGUGACAAAAAUUACUGAAUCUACCUCUAUUACUCCUAAUACCAAUAGUAACAAUAAUAACAACAAGGAUUCUUAUUAUAAAAAUGUUUCAAAAAGACGAUCAAAUGCAUUAGAAUCUCUAGAUUAUGAUAUUUUAUAUUUAGAACGCAAAGUGAAAAUUGCUCAAUUACAAAUUUCACUUGCAGAACUAGAAAAUAAAAAGCAAAAAUUAGGUAUAGAAUGA
Molecule: messenger RNA, 1368 nt
Organism: Saccharomycodes ludwigii
Lineage: Eukaryota; Fungi; Ascomycota; Saccharomycetes; Saccharomycodales; Saccharomycodaceae
Exons: 1
Coding region: 1-1368 (455 amino acids)
Source: RefSeq, a predicted model, not a curated record